GCGACGUCAGAGCUAAGCGCAGCUCCGCUUUGCGUCGUCACUCAAUACGGGCUCUUACGGCGGCAUCACAUCAGUUUAUCGUGCGGUCUUGCGGUGUGACGACGUGCUGUGCCGUUUUGCCGUUGAAAAUUUUACGUUUACGUCGUUUAAUACGUUACGUUUGCACGGAUUACGUGUGUUGGUUGUCAAAAAAACAAAGCGUGUAUUUUGCAUAUUGUUUUUGUUAUUGCAUUGUCGUGCUUCAUUUUCUAACUAAACAGAUGUACGUACGCCUUACUCGAGUAAUUCACCUGCCGACGGCUUGUGUUGUGGCCGCUUAUCAGCCAUGGCUUUAUUGAUAACCGAUUGUGACGGAAAGUUGUUAUGCGCUCGCGUCGCUCGUGCUUACAAACACACAUAACUGCAGAUUUAACGUGUGCAAUUUAACGGUAGCUGCUACACGUUGGCAAAAUUUUGUUUUCACUUUAAAUGGAAAUUGAUAUAUUUUUAAAGUGUGUGUGGGUGAUUUAAGCUGACAAUUGGAAAUAUUUGCAGAAAAUACAAUUUGAGAUAAACAAAAAUAUAAAAAAGAAUUAUCCUGAAUUUAAUGUAAAAGAAACAAUAAAAAAAUAAUAUUCUAAAAAUAUAUAAUACAUAUAUCAAUGAUAAAAUAUAUGUCACCCUGUACUGUGUUAAAUGCUUUUAACCACUAAAAAUCGUUCGUGAAUUUCGAAAAAAAAGUGUUAUAAUUAAAAAAUAUAUACCAUACUCUUGUAUAAAUAAUAUAAAUAUAUAUAAUUAAAAGUGCUUUUAGUUAAUUGACAAAGAAGAAAGAAAUACAAAUAAAUACGAUAUAUGCUUAUGUGCAUAGUGUUUACACAAAACGCUCUGAACUUACCGCUGCAUAACCCACAACUCUUGCAAUUUUACAGUUAGGCGCAUCGCCUUCGAGUUGUGGGCCCAAAAUUUACAUUUCUCUCUCAAGCUGGGAUUACAAACCGCCAAAAUUGUGGAGGCACUUAAAAUGAAGACUGAGCUGCGUUCAUGCGCGGCGUGUGGAGAGCCAAUCUCGGAUCGGUUUUUUCUCGAGGUUGGCGGUUGUUCGUGGCAUGCCACCUGUUUGCGCUGUUGCGUCUGUCAAUGCCCGCUCGAUCGACAGCAAUCGUGUUUCAUCCGCGAACGACAAGUCUAUUGCAAAGCAGACUAUGGCAAACACUUUGGCGCAAAAUGCUCAAAAUGCUGUCGUGGCAUCUCUGCAACGGAUUGGGUGCGUCGCGCACGUGAUCUCGUCUUCCAUUUGGCGUGCUUCGCGUGCGAUCAGUGCGGACGACAACUCUCCACCGGCGAACAAUUUGCUCUGAUCGACGAUCGGGUGCUGUGUAAGGCGCAUUACCUGGAAACGGUCGAGGGUGGCACCACAUCAAGUGACGACGGCUGUGAUGGCGAUGGUUAUCAUAAAAGUAAAACGAAACGCGUACGCACCACCUUCACCGAGGAGCAAUUGCAGGUGCUGCAGGCCAACUUUCAGAUCGACAGCAAUCCGGAUGGACAGGAUUUGGAGCGCAUCGCCUCGGUGACCGGUCUCAGCAAGCGUGUAACGCAAGUUUGGUUUCAGAAUUCGCGAGCGCGACAAAAAAAACAUAUUCAUGCUGGUAAGAAUAAAAUGCGUGAACCCGAAGGAAGCUCAUUUGCCCGCCAUAUUAACCUGCAGUUAACGUAUUCAUUUCAGAAUAACCAGAAUGCUAUGCACCUGAACGGCAACUCAAAAGGAUUAUAUCCAGCGCAUGAAUCGUCCAUGGAUGAACUAUCCCAGGACUCGAGUGUGCAUUGCAUGCAAAGCGAGGUGUGACUGGAGCAUUUGAACCACCAUUAAAGCGGGCAUACAUACAAAAAUAUGUUCAAAACUUUUGGUGGAAUCGGAAAUACAGCUACACACACACAUACGCUCAUAUAAUUAAGUGCGCACCUAGGAAAUCACAUUUCGCAGGAAUUUGUGUUUAAAAGCACAGAAAUUUGAAAACUCAAACCCAGUUAAACACGUAAAAAAUCAAAAAACGUCCUAACCUAGUCAAAAUUAUGAAAACAAAAACAAAAUAAUUGUAAACAAAUUAAAUAUGGAAUUUGAGAAACGUCCAAGAAAAUGGCUAACUGCAAAUGGUAAGCAAAAAACGAGACGCGAACAACUAUGCCAAGCAAUUCUUAUGCCCGGUGGCCAGUAUUACAUGUGAAAUAUAUUUCAUUAUUUUUUCGAAACUUACAGUGAAGUUAAAUUUUAUUUUAAUUUGAGAUUUUUUUCUUUUAUAAAAAAUUAAAAUAAUUAAAAUCCAAUUUUGGUACAAAAAAUUAAUAAUUUUGUAGAAAAAAACUAAUAAUUUUGUCAUAAAAAAAUUUAAAUAAAAUUGUACUUAAAUUCCUUUAACUUUCCGAAAAUCAUGAAAGUCAACCUUGAAGAGCAACACAAAUCAAUUCUAACUUUAGGCUCAGCAAAAAACAACACUAAAUAUUUAUAAAUAAAUGAUAAUUAUAUAAUAGUAAUUAUCGUGACGCAACCAGUUCAAUUGAGUGCCGCUGCCGCCGGUUGCUGUGUGCACGCUCAAAGUGUGCCAAUACAUACAAACACAUAUGCGCCGCCGCAGCGUCGUCAUUUCCAUGUAAAAAAGUUAACUCACCUUAACGCUAACAUUCCUUAAUUGUAAUUUAAGAUUUCCUUAGAAUUUACUUUAAAUCAAUUAUAACUGUUAAGUUUAGCAAAACAAACAAACCAAUCUAUAUAUAGUAUAUGUAUGUACACACACUUAACUAGGACCCUGUAAAUAAGACCUCGUUUGCACCUGAUAGAAAAAAAUCAUAAAAAUUAAAAAAAAAAUACAUUCACACACACACAUUUAAGAUCUGCAUAAAUUUAGGUUUGUAUAUACAUAUAGUUGAGCUAGCGUAUACGCCUAAAAUUAGUUAAUAAAAAGAAAAAAAAAUAUUUUUUUCUCACUAAAAUAUUUUUAAACUUAUUUAUAUAUAUUAUAUGUAUAACUGUGUAUGUACCUUAUUCAUAAUCACUUUGACUCACACAGCCUACACUUGUACGUUUGUAUGUAUUAAAGCUUCGUAACGCCUUUCUGAAAAUCUAACAUUAAGCUAUUGUAAAAUAUUUAAUGUACAUACAUACAUACAUACUUACAUGCACACAGCCUACACUUGUACGUUUGUAUGUAUUAAAGCUUCGUAACGCCUUUCUGAAAAUCUAACAUUAAGCUAUUGUAAAAUAUUUAAUGUACAUACAUACAUACAUACUUACAUGCAGACAUGUAUGUUAAUUGCAUAUACUUAUAUAAUAUUAUUAAAAAAAUUGUUAUUGUUUAUUUCUUGUUUUUUAAAUUUGUAAACAAAUAAAAUUAUACUCUAACUUAUAAUUAAGUUGUACACCAAUGUAUAAUAGAGAGAGCAUUAAUUGUAAAUUGAGUAUACUUGCCAACAUUAUGUAAUAUUAAAAUAAAAAAUGAAAGAAUACUAAACAAAUUAUAAAGAAUCUAAAAGCUAGUUAACACAAAUUAUAAAAUACAAAACUAAAUACAGAAAAAAAAAACUAUUAAAAGAAUUUUUAAAAGAAA
Molecule: messenger RNA, 3584 nt
Organism: Zeugodacus cucurbitae (melon fly)
Lineage: Eukaryota; Metazoa; Arthropoda; Insecta; Diptera; Tephritidae
Gene: Awh
Product: LIM/homeobox protein Awh
Exons: 6
Coding region: 1004-1828 (274 amino acids)
Biological process (GO): regulation of transcription by RNA polymerase II; neuron differentiation
Cellular component (GO): nucleus
Molecular function (GO): RNA polymerase II transcription regulatory region sequence-specific DNA binding; DNA-binding transcription factor activity, RNA polymerase II-specific
Source: RefSeq, a predicted model, not a curated record